AUGUCAAUAGUUUCGCUAACAGGUAUUGAAGUGCUAAACAACCCAGCUAAAUUCAGUGACCCAUAUGAAUUUCAGAUCACAUUUGAAUGUCUAGAACCUCUCAAGGAGGAUCUCGAAUGGAAAUUGACUUAUGUUGGUUCAUCCGACUCACUCGAUCACGACCAGGAGCUUGAUUCCAUCCUUGUCGGUCCUAUCCCAGUUGGUGUCAAUUCAUUCUUAUUCAAAGCAGAUGCACCAAGUCCCGAACUUAUACCUGCAAGCGAGUUGGUUAGUGUCACCGUGAUAAUAUUGAGUUGCUCAUACAAUGAUAGAGAGUUUGUUCGAGUCGGAUAUUAUGUGAAUAAUGAGUACGAUACGGAAGAGUUGAGAGAGAAUCCCCCUGCCAAAGUUCAAGUGGAUCAUGUGGUGAGGAAUAUUUUGGCUGAAAAACCAAGAGUUACGAGGUUUAAUAUUGUAUGGGAUAACGAACUGAACGCUGACGACUACCCACCUGAGCAACCUGAAGGCGAAGAAGAAGAAGAGGAAGAAGAGGAAGAAGAGGAAGAAGAGGAAGAAGAGGAAGAGGAGGAGGAGGAGGAUGACGAUGAAGAAGAAGAAGUUGAUGAGGAGGAAGCAGGGGAUAAAGAUGAAGAUAUUGAUAUCGAUAUAGAGGAGGAGGAAUAUUUGGACAAUAUUGAUGAAGCGAAUGAGACUUCGACACUAAAUGAUAAGGAAGUGGAGCCAGUAGGAGAUGGGGAAUUAAAUGGUGGAAGUGAGAAGAUGGAUAUAAAGGAAGAAACGGAGGAAGUUGGCACUCCAAAAGAUAGCUAG
Molecule: messenger RNA, 810 nt
Organism: Lodderomyces elongisporus
Lineage: Eukaryota; Fungi; Ascomycota; Pichiomycetes; Serinales; Debaryomycetaceae
Gene: ASF1
Product: nucleosome assembly factor
Exons: 1
Coding region: 1-810 (269 amino acids)
Biological process (GO): nucleosome disassembly; DNA replication-dependent chromatin assembly; nucleosome assembly
Cellular component (GO): chromatin; nucleus
Molecular function (GO): histone binding
Source: RefSeq, a predicted model, not a curated record